ACUGCCCAAUUGGAGGGUUCUACCCUCACAAGAGCACAGUACAACACCAUACACAGCCUCACCAGCUCCUUUCUCCGUAUCCCCACUAGUGAUCUGGUGUAUGAUGGUCACACCCUCAAUCCUCUCAGUCUUCACUGGCACUGCUCUACUGCUGAAAAUUUAUUCGGGACUCUCCCUCUCCUAACCGAAAUGGCUAUGACACAAAUCAGAAACAUUGCAUUACCCAGUGGAAAGCUUACCAUUCCUCAGUUAAAUGAGAUUGGUAUUCUCAAUGCCGCAUGGGAUGGAGAUGUUGAUGCCCUAGAUUUUGCUCUAAAAGAACAAGUACCUGUGGAUUAUGUAACAACUGAUGGGUGGAGUUCAUUGAUGAUCGCAUCUGAAACUGGACAUGUGGAGGUGGUGGACAAGUUAUUAGUACAUGGAGCUGGAGUUGACCUGCAAAACAAGAAUGGGUGGAAUCCACUGAUGGUGGCAUCUCAGGAGGGAAAUGUGGAGGUGGUGGACAAGUUAUUACAACAUGGAGCCACAGUAGAUCUUCAAAAUGCGGAUGGGUGGAAUGCACUGAUGGUGGCCUCUCAUAAUGCACACGAGGAGAUGGUGGAAAAGUUAUUGCAACAUGGAGCCAGAGUAGAUCUGCAGAAUAAGGGUGGGAGGAGUUCACUGAUCAUAGCCUCUCUGAAAGGACAUGUGGAGGUGGUGGAGAAGCUAUUACAACAUAGGGCAACAGUAGACCUUACCAUCAAGAGCAAUGAUACAUCACUGAUACUAGCCUGUCGGAACAAUGACUUGACCACAGCUUCUGUCCUCCUGAGAGCUGGUGCCUGCCCAAAUUGCUGCAACAAUUACGGACAGACUCCACUUCUGCUGGCUGUGUGGCAUGAAAACCAGGCCAUGGUCAGGGUUUUGGUGCAGGCAAAUGUUGAUGUCAACCAAAUGGAUCAGGGAGGACUCUCUCCUCUGAUGAUGUGUUGUGUACAAGGAGACUCAGAGAUGACAAAACUGCUACUUGACUCUCAAGCUAAUCCCAACCUCCAGCAAUCAAAUACUGGAUACACAGCUCUGAUGUUUGCCUGCAAGGGAGGUCAUCUGGAUACAGUCAUGAUCCUCAUGGGACAUGUAGCUGACCCACUGAUCAGAAAUUCGAGUGGCAUAACAGCAUCAGAUGUGGCCUUAGUCAAUGACUUUCCUGAUUUGUGUGCUGUCAUUAAACUCAUGGAACCUAAAACUACAUCAGAUAUUGCUGAGCACCCUGACACUUCUCUGAUGAAAGAAACAGUGGACGAAGUGGUCAAAAGGUUCCAUGCUCAGAUGGAUCAUGUCCCGUCGUUGUCCCUGUAUGACAGUGACAAAGGUGUGGCCUUCAGAGCUCCAAAAGAACAUUUGAAACAUCAAUUUAGUGAGCAUGAGACGUGAUCUGUGUAUAGGGUACCCUUAAAUAUCUUUUCCUUCUGUUUACUCUGGUAUUAUGUGUAUAUACAAAGUGAAGUUAUUAAAAGCUGUU
Molecule: messenger RNA, 1501 nt
Organism: Geodia barretti
Lineage: Eukaryota; Metazoa; Porifera; Demospongiae; Tetractinellida; Geodiidae
Source: the annotation of a GenBank genome assembly